Molecule: messenger RNA, 5123 nt
Organism: Tetranychus urticae (two-spotted spider mite)
Lineage: Eukaryota; Metazoa; Arthropoda; Arachnida; Trombidiformes; Tetranychidae
Gene: norpA
Product: no receptor potential A
Biological process (GO): phosphatidylinositol-mediated signaling; phosphatidylinositol metabolic process; release of sequestered calcium ion into cytosol
Molecular function (GO): phosphatidylinositol-4,5-bisphosphate phospholipase C activity; calcium ion binding
Source: RefSeq, a predicted model, not a curated record
AUGACCAAAGCCUUGCAGUUUGACUGGCGUCGUUCAGUACCAGAAGCAUUAGUCAAUGGAUGCUAUUUUGAUAUGUGGGAAGAAGAAAAGGGAGAAAUUAUCGUUGAAACUGGAGCCUUAUUUCGUGUUGACGAGUAUGGAUUUUUUAUUUAUUGGAAAUCGGAAGGAAAAGAAGGUCAAGUUUUGGAAUUGUGCCAAGUAAAUGAUAUAAGGGAAGGUGGUGUUCCCAAAAAUCCGUCUCUCCAUUCCGAAUUGGCCUCUCGAGUAUCUUCACAGUUUAAUUUGGACCAGGUUAGCUUAACCAUUUGCUCGGGUACAGACAUGGUCAACAUUAAUUAUACCCAUGUGGUAACCCCAGAUCCAGAAACGGCGUCAAGUUGGAGAGCAGGAUUACGUGCAAUUACCAAUAAUAACAAAGCCAACAAUGUGUGUCCAAGAACCUGCCUUCAGAAACAUUGGAUGAAAUUGGGUUUUCUGGUUGACAUAAAUGGUAAAAUACCGGUUCGCAGUGUAUCUAAAACCUUUGCCUCCGGUAAAACCGAGAAAUACAUUUACCAGUGUAUGAGAGAGGUUGGCCUGCCACACGAAAAGAACGAUGUCAUCGAACCAAGUGAAUGGACUUUUGAUAGGUUUUACAAAUUGUAUCAUAAAAUUUGUCCCCGUAACGAUAUUGAGGAACUGUUUAACUCGAUUACCCAGGGUAAAUCGGAAUACAUUGGUGUUCGUCAGUUGGUUGAUUUUCUCAAUGAGAGACAACGAGAUCCACGACUCAAUGAGAUAAUUUACCCGUUAUACGAUGAAAAGCGUGCCCGUGAAAUUAUAUCAACCUAUGAACCUGAUUCUGUACUUGCAGGAGAGGGUAAAAUAUCUCAGGAUGGCCUUAUACGUUAUUUAAUGUCCGAUGAAAAUGCUCCUGUUUUCCUUGACCGAUUAGAUUUUUAUAUGGACAUGGAUCAACCACUUGCUCAUUAUUAUAUCAAUUCAUCUCACAAUACCUAUCUAACUGGACGACAGUUUGGUGGUAAAUCUUCCGUUGAAAUGUAUCGACAAGUACUUUUAGCGGGUUGCCGUUGCAUUGAACUUGACUGUUGGGAUGGUAAAGGUGAAGACCAAGAACCAAUUAUAACCCAUGGUAAAGCCAUGUGUACCGAUAUCCUCUUCAAAGAUGUGAUUUAUGCCAUCCGUGAUACAGCUUUCGUUACAUCAGAAUAUCCUAUUAUACUUUCCUUUGAGAAUCAUUGUUCAAAAAAGCAACAAUAUAAGUUAGCCAAGUACUGUGAUGAAAUCUUAGGCGAUCUCCUGCUUAAAGAACAUUUAGUUACACAUCCGCUUGAUCCAAAUGUACCUUUGCCAAGUCCAAAUGAUCUCAAGAGGAAAAUUUUGAUAAAAAACAAACGACUCAAACCUGAAAUGGAGAAAAUUGAACUUGAGUUGUGGAAGAAGGGUCAACUCCAGGCGGACGAUGAUGAUGAACAAGAAGAUCCAAAUGCAGUUCCAAGUGAAGUGGAUUUAGAUAAAAAAGAAGUGCCUCCAGAGCAGUUAGCUCUACAAAAUUAUCAAUACACUGGAGCAACAGUCCAUGUCCAUCCAUAUUUAUCAUCAUUAGUUAACUACACUCAGCCCAUUAAAUUUCAAGGUUUUGAAACUGCCGAUGAAACCAACAUUCAUUUUCACAUGUCUUCUUUUGCGGAAACGGCCGCCUUGGGUUACCUUAAAUCACAGGCCAUUGAAUUUGUCAACUACAAUAAACGUCAACUCAGUCGAAUCUAUCCAAAAGGAACUCGAGCCGAUUCAUCCAAUUAUUUGCCUCAAAUCUUUUGGAAUGCCGGCUGUCAAAUGGUUGCCCUUAACUUUCAAACUCCCGAUCUUCCAAUGCAACUGAAUCAGGGUAAAUUUGAAUACAAUGGUGGCUGUGGUUACCUUUUGAAACCCGACUUUAUGAGGCGUAAAGAUCGAACCUUUGACCCGUUUGCGGAAUCACCAGUUGACGGAGUAAUUGCAGCCCAAUGUUCCGUUCGAGUCAUUUCGGGACAAUUUUUGUCUGAUAAAAAGGUUGGAACCUAUGUUGAGGUGGACAUGUACGGUUUACCUACCGAUACCAUUCGUAAAGAGUUCCGAACUCGAAUGGUUCCCAAUAAUGGUCUUAACCCGGUUUACAAUGAAGAACCUUUUGUAUUCCGUAAAGUGGUUCUACCUGAUCUAGCUGUGAUACGGAUUGGUGUUUACGAUGAAAAUGGUAAAAUGUUGGGUCAACGGAUUUUACCCAUGGAUGGGUUACAGGCCGGCUAUCGGCACAUUUCCCUUCGAACCGAAGGUAACUUUCCCAUGUCCCUGCCCAUGUUGUUCAUCUGUAUCGAGCUUAAAAUUUACGUUCCCGAUGGACUGGGUGACUUGAUGGAUGCUCUGUCUGAUCCAAGGGCCUUCCUGUCUGCUCAAGAAAAACGAAUGGCUCAGAUGAAGGCCAUGGGAAUUGAAGAGACGGAUAUACAGACUACCCAGGCAGUAACCGUGAUGGACAAAAAGAGAGAGGAAAAGGAAAAGGCCGAGGAAACUCAGAUGAAACCCAUUUCAUUGGAAAAUUUAAGGAAUGAUAAAAUUUAUUUAAAGUUGAUUAAAAAGCAAGACAAGGUUAUUGAAGGUUUACGUAAGAAGCAUCACAAGGAGAAACAGGGAAUCCAGAAGACUCAGUGUUCAGCCGUUGACAAGAUAGUCAAGCAAAAUGGUAAAAAUACCAAUGAUUUGGCCAAUGAUCCGGCCAUUAAAGACAUGGUUGUCGACCAGAUGAAACAAUGGUCAGAAAUGAUGGACAGACAUCGAAAAGAGGAAUUGGAAUUGAUGAAGGAAAAUCGAAAGCAAUUGGGUGAUUGUUUGGAGAAAUUGUUGAUUACAGCUCAAACUAAUCAAAUGAAACAACUUGAAGUAAAAUUUGAACGUGAAAAUAAAGAAAUGAAGGCUCGUCAAGCCAAAGUUUCAGUGGAAACGGCCAAAGAAGUCGCCCAAGACCGAACCUUGCGAAACAAAGCUGAACGAGAACGACGUUUACGGGAAAAAAAUUCAAACAAUACCAAGAAGUUCAUUGAUGAACGUAAAAAUGCUGCCAUGAGGCAGAAUAAAGAGAAAGAAAAGCUGAAGAAGUUGCAUGAAAAACAAUUGCAAGACUUAACCAAGGAAAUGGAAAAUGAACUUGAAAUGUAUGAUAAUGUGGAAGCUGAAUCAAAAUUGGCUGCAAAAAUGGAAUGUUUCAUAUGAUUAAAGGUUAUCAUCACCAUCAAGACUUGGAAUCUCUCCAUCAUCACAAUCAUCACAAUCAUCAGCUUUUUAAUUUUACUUUUUUCUCUCAAAACAACUUCUAAUGUAAAAUGAGCAAAAAAAUUCAGUUGUUGUUGCUUUGAGCCAAUUCAAUAUUGCAAACCUUUCAUGUGUAACAAUCAACAGAUUACAUUUAAAUUUUCCAAGCGCAAUUUAACCACGUUUCUUGAACAAUGUUAAUUGUCAUGUAAACAUGGUUAAAAGGGUCGAACACAGAAAGUGGAAAAAAAUGAUUUCACUUAAUGAGCAUUUGAUGCAUCCAAAGUGAUAUAAAAUUGAGUUACAAGAAACAAAAGGCAAACAGUGAAAUGAAAUUUUCCAUCAUGAAAUUGAUUCAUUAAUUGAAAUUUUCGUCAAAAAUGUUGCCAUGAAUAAGAAAAUGUUUAUUGUGAAAACACAAAAAUGUUAACUCACGGUUUGGAUAUUGAAUUGUGCUUCAGGGUAAACUUGAAACAUUUCAACCUGAACAAGCAAAACUGUUUUUUUUGUUCAUUGUAAAACUAAAAUCAACAUUUGUUUAUUUAGAUGAGUUUAUUUAUCGUCAUCAUGAUCAUCAUCAACUGAUAAUUGCCAAAAUUUAGGGACAAAUGAUUCUUUUUGCUAAUUGUAAUCACAGUUUGCCAUUACUUGAUAUUUAUGAUCAAAAACCCAUGAAUUAUGAUAAAUGACAUUAUUAAUUAUAUGAUGCUAAUGAUGAUGAUAAUUGAAGUUAAGGAAUGAGAUAAAGAAAAGACAAAAUUGUUAUCAAAAUGUUUAUUUUCUUACCAAAGAAUCAAAAUUUAAUUUAUAUUCAAUGUUCACUUUGAUUUAGAGGCAAUGUGAUUAAUGUGCAUUAAUUGAAUCAAUUAAUUGGCAUAAAUUUAUCAACUUAAUGGUGUUUAAAUUGUUGGCGAAAAGCAAAGACCAAUUUGAUUGUAAAGUGAAUCCAAUUACAACGACUUUUUCUUGUUUCCAUUGUUAACCAGUGAUGAUGAUUAUGAUGACUUUCAUCGGCCCAUUUUGUUAAUGUUGGCAAAUGCCUUAAGCUUUUUGUGUUUUUUUUUCAUGUUCAAUGUUUGCUUCUGUUUAAAGCUUUUAAUUUUCACAAUUUAAUCUAAUUAGCUUCAGGGAACUCAAUUGUUGUCAACAAAUCAACUCAAGUUGAUGAAAGUAAACAAUGAAAAUGAUCAAUUUUUCAUCUUUUUUUCACCGUCUUUUUGUUUUGUUUUUCAAUGUAAUCCUUUUUUUAUUGCUGUAAAACUGAUCAACUCUGGUUUACGGUAAUCAUGUUUUAAUGUUUAUCAAAUUGUUAACUUACCUUUAUUUAUUGUCAUUAUUAAUAUUUUGCUCAUCAUUUUGGCAAAUUUUUUUGUUACCUCAAAAUGAUCUCAAUUUUACAUUUCAUCAUUUAUAUCAUUGAUGAUCAAUUUUGUUUCCCAAAAAUGCUUUAUUUUUCAUUUGUUGAAAGCGAAUCCUGUAAAUAUUGAAAUUUGUUUUUCCUCCUUCCAUUCAAUGAUGAUUUCAAUGUUAAUGAUGAUAUUGAUUACGAUAUUGUGAUGAUAGCGGUGAUGAAUCAAAAGAAUCAAGUUUUGGAUAAAUGAUAAACCUUUAACUCCCAGCAAGGAAACCAAAAAAAAGUCCAAAAAUUGAACCUUUUAAAUCAUGUAAAUCAUUUUACUUUGUAAUUAUAUUAAUACAUAUAUUUAAGCACUUAGCACUUUGAAACAAGCAAAGGACCGCAAAUUAAUUGAAAAAAAAACAAACCAAAACCAAAUCACAAUCAGGCAAUUUUGUUACCUUCACAUUAAAAUAUAAUGAAAAACGCAAAAACAAAA